ACAACCACCUUUAUGCGCCUACAUUUUACAGAAUGUAACCAGGCGUGCCCGGGUGAUCGUUCGAGACUUGAACCCGGACGAAUCUGCAAAAAACCGUGCACGUCGGACGCUAAUUGCAGAGGCGCUCUGAAGCGAUGCCGAUGCGAUUCGUUAUGUGGCAUGACAUGUUUUAAUCCAGACCUGAUAUGCGACCCACUGGAAGCAUUCGAAAACGGCGAUAUCCUCGGCCGACGUGGACACGGGGAAACUGUUACGUAUAGAUGCAACUUUGGAUACCAUUUGGAUGGGGACUCGCGAAGGACAUGUUGGGCAGACAAGAAGUGGACCGGUCGUGCCCCACGCUGCAGACGGGGCUGCAGGCCGCCAAGACCGACCGAUACAGGAUACGCAAACUCUUUUGAUAACUUCUAUGAAGUAGGCGCCGUAGUAAACUACGUGUGCCGUAUUGGUUAUAUUAUAAGUGGAGACGCUCAGAGUCGAUGCCAAGAAAAUGGCUGGUGGUCUGAGCUACAGUUUCGUUGUCGUAUUAUUGUAUGUGAUGAACCUCCGCUUGUAGCCAAUUCUAGACGGAAUGGGACAUCAUUUGAAUUCGGUCGACGAGUCCGCUAUAUAUGUAACCAAGGUUACGAGUUAGCAUCAGAAUCUGGCUGGUUGUUAUGUGAUACAACUGGGGAAUGGUUUGGAACUGUACCAAGAUGUGAUCCUGUCAGUUGCCUGGCACCACAAAAUCCAGUAAACGGCCGUGUAAUUACAAAUGGUGUACAGUUCACAUACGGCAACCGUGUUCGUUACUCCUGUUCCCGCCAGUUUAAACUGGUUGGCCCAUCAGAAAGUACUUGUAAUGCAGAUAGGAAUUGGAGUCCGGCCCCCACAUGCGAAGUGGACAUUGAUUGCAAUUUUCAAGACACAAGCAGGGCUACGUGCGGCUGGCUCAACAAUGGUGUUGCAUGGGACCAAGUAAUACAUGGUGCAGAUGUUUACUACCAUGCUCGUUUUUCUCGUGGUAAUGUUGGAACAACUUCAAAAAGUAUUUUGAUAUCACCAUUUGUGUCCGCUAGCUCAAAUCAGUGCUUCAAGUUCCAUUACAGACUAGUUCAAAUUUCUUCGUCUUCUGAUUUUGUUGUAAAUAUUAUUGAUGGCAAUUCGAGAAGUCAAAUUUGGUCAUGCAAUGAAUCAGAUGAACUUAAUGCAUGGCUGAAUACAGACAUUGCUAUUCUGCCAAGACAGACAAACUAUCAAAUUGAAAUAGUGGUCGCUAAAAGUACAGUCUCUUCCAUUCGAAUUGAUAUCGACAAUUUAAAAGUUACAGAAAACGGGAAUUGUCAAAACGAAUGUGAACCAGUUUCACCCUGUUUAAAUGGUGGACAAUGCUUAAAUCGUAUCGGUUCUUUUAAAUGUAUUUGCCCAGCUGGAUAUAGAGGCCUUACCUGCUCACAAGAAAUCACAUGUCUACCACCAGCGGCACCUGUAGGGGGGUCGGUUUCACCUGGAGGUCGAAUUCGAAUUGGGAACAGUGUAACAUAUUCUUGCUCUGCUGGGUAUAUAUUACAAGGGGAAAGCAGGAGAACAUGUACGAGUGAAAACAACUGGUCACACAUUGCACCUUUGUGCUUACGUCAGGAAUGCAAUGAACGGGUUAUUGAGUUUGGUUUUACAGUACCAAGCAAUAGACCUACAUUUCAACCUGGUGAAACGGUUCAGUUUUCCUGUAACUCCGGCUACAGUUUGUCUGGUGCAAGUCAUGAUACUUGUAGUCAUACAACUGGUGAUUGGAACAACCCUGCGCCAACAUGUAUACGAAUUGUCCCUGGCUACACCCGGUGUCCACCAGGUUACCUAUAUAGAUCUCCAUACUGUUACAAGGUAUACACAGAGGGUCGUACAUACGCAGAUGCUACUACUAUUUGCCAAAGGGAUGGUGCCCAUCUGCCUAUAAUUAUCACUGAUGAGAUGUUAAUAAUGGUGAAGGCUAUACAUAGCAAUACAUGGCUUGGUUUGGAUGAUAUAAAUGAAGAGGGAAUUAUUAAAUGGAGUAAUGGUGUCCUCAUGGUACAACAAUUUGGAAAUGUAAGAAGCAGCAACACAAACCACAAAGACUGUGCCUUGAUGUAUAGAAACUGGCGUUGGCUUGGGAAUUUUCAAUGUACGAGUGCAACACAAGACACAGAUUUGUGUGUAUGAAAUAUGAAGCUCUUGCCACCCCUGUGCGGUUGACAAUACAUCAACCUAAUUCGCUUACUUUCCUUUCUGGUGUAUAUGAGCCAGAAGAAGGUAGAAUACAAAGAGGAUCUCCAAUUUAUAAAGCCAGGAAUGGUGCAACAUUCAAAGCAACUGGAGAACUUCCUGGUGGAGAAGCGAGGUAUUGGAAUGUUAUGGACAGUCGUAACAUCCAACAAAUUGUAAUUCUGACAACUGCAAAAUAUCCGCAAGAAGUCGCUAUUACGAAUAUUAGGUAUUGGGUCAGUGGCCAGCCAGGGACACAACAGUUACCUCCUGGAAGACGUGUGCGAAUGGAAAUUAUUUCUUACUUUAAAUGGAGACCAUGGGCACAGUGGAGCCCCUGUGGCGCCACAUGUGGCGAGGCUUUUCAAAUUCGACGACGAAUAUGUGAUGGUAGCACCCCUGGUACAGUUUCGUGUCCUUAUCCUGAAAUAGAACAUAGAAACUGCAACUUGGCUGUUUGUGUCGAAAAUUUUUGUGAUCCAAAUCCAUGUCAACAUAGUGGAAAUUGUGUGAACUCUCAAGAGGGUUUUACUUGUGACUGUACGGCAGGCUACAGAGGAACAAGAUGCGAAACUGAAUCUGGACCCUGUGACCCUAAUCCCUGCCAGCAUGGUGGUACAUGUGCACACAUUAACGCAAGACAAUACAGAUGUCUUUGCCCAGGCAACAGAGAAGGCGACCGCUGUCAAACUGCGGUUAACCCUUGCCAGAGUAAUCCUUGUCUCAAUGGAGGCACCUGUACACCAGAAGCGGAAAGCUACCGAUGCAGUUGUACAACACUUUACAGUGGAAAUAACUGCCAAACAAGUAAAACUACAUUUUACC
Messenger RNA from Ciona intestinalis (vase tunicate), 3048 nucleotides. NCBI's taxonomy places the organism in Eukaryota, Metazoa, Chordata, Ascidiacea, Phlebobranchia, Cionidae. The record is from RefSeq and is a predicted model, not a curated record.